Messenger RNA from Medicago truncatula (barrel medic), 4217 nucleotides. Its product is annotated as protein CROWDED NUCLEI 1. The coding region runs from base 306 to 3839 and encodes 1177 amino acids. The record is from RefSeq and is a predicted model, not a curated record. The transcript has 8 exons. Gene Ontology annotation, cellular component: nucleus. Gene Ontology annotation, biological process: nucleus organization. NCBI's taxonomy places the organism in Eukaryota, Viridiplantae, Streptophyta, Magnoliopsida, Fabales, Fabaceae.
ACGUGAUCGAUGCGCGCAGACACAAAAGAAAGAGAGAGAAAGAAAGAUAAAGAAGAAGAGAGAGAAAGAGAAAGAAGUUAGAGAGAGAAAGUACCGUUAUCGGACUUCAAAUCUUCAAUUCGCCGGAAUUUGGGAACAACCGUUGCGUCCGGAUUCUAGGGUUUUCUCUUUCCUUUCUUGGUUGUUUCUCAAUUUCGUUUCUUUUUGGUUCAACGAAGUUUCGUGGUGUGGUCACGACGAAUUCGUGAUUUUGAAGUUGAGUUAAUUUCGUUGCUGUUGAAGUUCAGAAUUCGGUUUACGUGGUGAUGUUUACGCCGCAGAGAUUGUGGUCAGGUCGGAACAACACGCCGAACAAGAGAGGGUCGGGUCACGAUUUGGGUGUGAUUUCGGGUGAAGGUUCGAAGGGGAAAGGUGUUGAAAAUGGUGGAAAUUUGGAUCGUGAGGUUUUGGUUGAGAGGGUUUCAAACCUUGAGAAAGAGCUUUAUGAGUAUCAGUUCAAUAUGGGGCUUCUCUUGAUUGAGAAAAAGGAGUGGAACUCUAACUAUAACGAGCUGAGUCAAGAUAUAGUGGAAGUCAAGGAUGCUCUUGAACAAGAAAAAGCAGCUCAUUUGUUUGCUCUAUCUGAGGCAGAGAAGCGAGAAGAGAAUCUACGGAAAGCCUUGGGUGUUGAGAAAGAGUGUGUGCUUGAUCUCGAGAAGGCUCUACGAGAAAUGCGUUCAGAGCAUGCAAAGAUUAAAUUUGCAGCAGACUCAAAGUUAGCUGAAGCAAAUGCUUUAAUAGCUAGUGUUGAAGAGAAAUCUUUAGAAGUAGAAGCCAAGUUACGCUCUGCUGAUGCCAAACUUGCUGAAAUCAGCAGAAAGAGUUCAGAGAUUGAUAGGAAAUCACAUGACCUGGAAUCUCAGGAAUCUGCACUUAGAAGGGAACGCCUGUCCUUCAUUGCAGAGCAAGAAUCUCAUGAAAGUACUUUGUCUAAGCAAAGAGAGGACUUACGGGAGUGGGAGAAGAAACUGCAGGAUGGAGAAGAAAGACUGGCCAAAGGUCAAAGAAUUCUCAAUGAAAGAGAGCAGAGAGCUAAUGAUAUUGACAAAAUAUGCCGGCAGAAAGAGAAGGACCUUGAAGAGGCACAAAAGAACAUUGAUGCAGCAAAUGUUACAUUGAGAAGCAAAGAAGAUGAUGUAAACAGCAGGCUUGCAACUAUAACUCUAAAUGAGAAGGAAUGUGAUUCUAUGAGAAUGAACUUGGAUUUCAAAGAGAAGGAGUUAUCUGCAUGGGAGGAAAAACUCAAUGCCAGAGAAAAAGUUGAGAUUCAGAAGCUUGUUGAUGACCACAGUGCUGCUCUUGAUGCGAAGAAGCAGGAGUUUGAGAUUGAAUUGGAAGAAAAAAGAAAAUCUUUUGAAGAUGGAUUGAGGGAUAGAUUGGUAGAAGUGGAAAAGAAAGAAGGCGAAGUCAGUCAUAUGGAGGAGAAGGUUGCAAAACGGGAGCAAGCCUUAGAAAAGAGAGCAGAGAAGCUCAAGGAGAAAGAGAAGGAACAUGAAGUCAAAGUCAAAGCUUUGAAGGAAAGGGAGAAGUCUCUAAAGUCUGAGGAAAAAGACUUGGGGAAAGAGAAGGGUCAAAUUGAAAGUGAGAGAGAGGAGUUGCUCAGUCUCAAGUCUGAAGUUGAGAAAUUAAGAGCUAACAAUGAAGAAGAGUUGUUGAGAAUUAAGGAAGAGACUAAUCGUCUUCAAGUGACUGAGGAGGAGAGGUCUGAAUACAUACGUUUGCAGUCACAACUGAAGCAUGAAAUUGAUCAGUACAGGCAACAGAAAGAGCUGCUGAUGAAGGAAGCUGAUGACUUGAGGCAGCAAAAAGAGACCUUCGAAAGAGAAUGGGAUGAGCUUGAUUUGAAAAGAGCAGAUGUGGAGAAAGAGCUGAAGAAUGUGCUUCAACAGAAGGAAGAAAUUUUAAAACUACAACAAAACGAAGAAGAGAGGUUAAAGAAGGAGAAGCAGGCCACAGAAGACUAUUUACAGAGGGAGUUGGAAACUCUUCAGCUGGCUAAAGAGUCAUUUGCUGCUGAAAUGGAGUUGGAAAAGUCAAGCCUAGCUGAAAAAGCUCAAAAUGAGAAAAACCAAUUGCUUUUGGAUUUUGAGAUGCGGAGAAAAGAACUUGAAGCUGACAUGCAGAAUCAGUUAGAGCAGAAGGAAAAAGACUUAUUUGAAUCGAGGAGGUUAUUUGAGGAGAAGAGAGAAAGUGAAUUGAACAAUAUCAAUUUCUUGAGAGAAGUGGCUAAUAGAGGAAUGGAGGAAAUGAAACAUCAAAGAAGUAAAUUAGAGAGGGAGAAACAAGAUGCAGAUGAGAAUAGAAAACAUGUUGAGAGACAAAGGAUAGAAAUGCAGGAGGACAUAGAUGUACUCGUCGACCUCAACAAGAAGCUGAAAAGUCAGAGGGAACAAUUUAUUGUGGAGAGACGUCGCUUUAUUGAUGUUGUAGAGAAACUUCAAAGUUGCCAGAACUGUGGAGAAAUGAUUUCUGAAUUUGUGCUGUCUGAUUUACAAUCUUCUGCUGACAUUGAGAAUUUAGAGGUGCCUUCUCUUCCAAAAUUGGUUGGUGAUAUUACACAGGGUGGUUCUGAUGUAAAUCUGGAUUCUUCUAGGCAAAACACUGGAGCAUCCCCUGCAACUGAUACAAAGUCCCCUGUUCCUGGUGGAACUGUCUCUUGGCUUCGAAAAUGCACCUCUAAGAUUUUCAAGAUAUCUCCCAUUAAAAAGAUUGAAUCUGAUGUUGAUAAUUUAAGGAGUGUGGAUACUUUGCCUUUUGAUAAAACUAAUGAAGAUUUGCCAGCAAAUGUUCCUGGCACUGAGAAUGAAGCAGAGUUGUCUUUUGCUAUCGCAGAUGAUUCUUUUGAUGUUCCAAGGGUACAAUCUGGCAAUGAUAUCACAGACACAGAGGUUGAAGCUGACCAUGAACCUUCUAUUGACAAACAGGGCAACAUUGACGCUACAGCGACAGAUUAUUUACAGCCUCCCAAUUCAAAGGCUGGACAGCAGAAACCUCGCAGAGGAGGGGGGGUAAGGGCCAGAGUGAAGCGCACACAAACUGUAAAAGCUGUUAUCAAAGAGGCUGAAGCCUUUCUUGGGGAAUCCAAAGCUGCUGAGGCAGUACCUGGGGAAUCUGUGGAUGAUCGUGAGACUGAUUUUCCAAAUGGAAUUGCUGAGGAUUCUGCCAACAUGGACUCUGAAAGUCAGAAACCACCUGAAAAAAGAACGGCGAAUUUGCGGAAGCGAAACCGGAUUCAAUCAUCUCAAGUUACUGCUAGUGGGCAUGAAGAUGAUCCCAGUGAAGGACAUUCUGAUAUACCAGGGAGACCCAAAAGGAGGCGUCAAAAGGCUGCUGCUCCUCCGGCGCAAUCUGCUGGUGAAACAAGAUAUAAUUUGAGGCGUCCCAAAACUGGUGCGACAACUUCAUCUGUUAGAGACGUGUCUGCUGGCGGCAAAGAAAGUGAGGGAGAGGUUGGUCGUGCAAAAGAUGCAGGAGUAAAUAUCCACUCAAAACCUUCUCAUUCACAUUCUGUCGGCAUUACCAAUGAGAAUGAGGACAGCAUAGACAUUGAUCAGUCUCAGAAAGCAGCAGAGACGCAUGAUGAUUAUGAUGAUACCACAACCAACAACCGGGCUUUGAGUGAGGAGGUGAACGGAACGGCAGAUGACGUGGAGGAUCAUGACACCGAGUACAGGAGUGAAUCCCGUGGAGAAGAUGCAGGCCGAGUUGACGACGACGACGACGAGGAGAUUGAUGAAGAUUACCAACACCCUGGUGAAACUUCAGUGGGGAAAAAGCUUUGGAAAUUUUUUACAACAUAACACUAGACCAGCUUUUUGUUAAAGAAGCUUUGGUUUGUGUUUUGACUUCAUCAACUUUAGAGAUGAUGUCAAAAGUUGUCUUGUAUUAACAACAACAAUGGAAUUAAUAGAUCUCUUAGUUAUAUAUAACCAUGGAGAGGUACUUAGGAAGGGUGAUUGAAUUUCUUUAGCAUUUUCAUUUCCUGUUUCUAUGGAUAUUUGGUAAACCUUUUGGGUGGACAGUGUAGUUCCUAGUUUAGUGAUUGGAAUUGUAGCCACAUCCUUUUGGAAAUUGAUUGUAUCCUAUUAUUUGUUUGUAUUUUGUUGCCUAGAAUGUGAUUGUUUGAAUUUAAGGAGGCUGCUAUCUCAUGUGACUUGGGGUGGCAAUUUGUGUUGUGA